GACAUCAACAAAAUAACACACUACACUUCUCAACUAAACAAAAUCAGUGAAAAAUGCCACUUGCAAAAAUCGCCGUGGGAUCGCCGGCCGAGGCGAGCAAGCCCGACGCCCUCAAAGCCGCGGCGGCGGAGUUCUUCUCCAUGCUCAUCUUCGUCUUCGCCGGAGAAGGCUCCGGCAUGGCAUUCGCUAAGCUCACAGACGGUGGCGCCAGCACGCCUUCCGGCCUCAUCGCUGCCGCCAUCGCCCACGCCUUUGCCCUCUUCGUGGCAGUCUCCGUGGGCGCCAACAUCUCCGGCGGCCACGUCAACCCGGCCGUCACCUUCGGCGCCUUCGUUGGCGGUCACAUCACUUUGUUUAAGAGCAUUCUGUAUUGGAUCGCUCAGCUGCUCGGAUCCGUCGUUGCAUGCUUACUUCUCAAAUUCGCCACCGGUGGAUUGGAAACGUCAGCAUUUGCAGUUUCAUCGGGAGUUACAGUGUGGAAUGCAGUGGUGUUUGAAAUAGUGAUGACGUUUGGGUUGGUUUACACUGUGUAUGCGACUGCAGUAGAUCCAAAGAGAGGCGACAUUGGCACAAUUGCGCCUAUCGCCAUUGGUUUCAUAGUUGGCGCCAACAUCUUGGCCGGCGGCGCAUUCGACGGCGCCUCCAUGAACCCCGCCGUGUCGUUCGGCCCAGCCGUGGUGAGCUGGACGUGGAGCAGCCACUGGGUGUACUGGGUGGGCCCCUUCGUCGGCGCCGGAAUUGCGGCUCUUGUUUACGAGGUCCUCUUCAUCAACCAGAGUGACCAUGACCAGCUGCCUGUCGCAGAUUACUAAACACUAUGUUUAGUUAGUUGUAAUUUCAUUUAUAUGUGUGGUUGAAUUGAAUGUCGCUCUCCACUAAUUUUGAGAGAGGGAAGGUAAGGGCUGUGGGUAUUUCAUCUCAUUUUGUAUGUCUUUUAAUUUGCUGUGUUUUAAUUAUGUAAUGUCAUCAAAUGUUUUGAAAUUAUGUCGUGGGGUUUUGUUAA
This is a messenger RNA of Salvia miltiorrhiza (redroot sage), 1003 nucleotides long. RefSeq names its product aquaporin TIP1-2-like. Lineage: Eukaryota; Viridiplantae; Streptophyta; Magnoliopsida; Lamiales; Lamiaceae. The record is from RefSeq and is a predicted model, not a curated record. Gene Ontology annotation, biological process: water transport; transmembrane transport. Bases 54 to 812 code for a protein of 252 amino acids. The transcript is spliced from 2 exons. Gene Ontology annotation, cellular component: membrane. Gene Ontology annotation, molecular function: water channel activity.